Messenger RNA from Cololabis saira (Pacific saury), 4872 nucleotides. RefSeq lists its product as uncharacterized. The coding region runs from base 200 to 4642 and encodes 1480 amino acids. Lineage: Eukaryota; Metazoa; Chordata; Actinopteri; Beloniformes; Belonidae. The record is from RefSeq and is a predicted model, not a curated record. The transcript is spliced from 12 exons. Gene Ontology annotation, molecular function: protein binding.
UGGACGGGUUUCUGGGCGUGGAGCUCCGUGUGAAGAGUCUCGGUCGCUGCUUUUCCUCGUCAGACCUGGCAACCCUGGUUGUGUCACAGAUACUUUAGUCCAGUUUACUUUCACUUCCUCCUGGACGGGUUUCUGGGCAUGGAGCUCCGUGUGAAGAUGAAGGUAGAAGGUGUGUGUGAGCUGAUGUGAAUCCAGCAGCAUGGAUCAGUGUGAGGACAGAGAGGAGGGAGUCCUUCCCUCCAAAACCUCCCCAAGGGGAAAAAAAAGAGUUGGAGAGAGUCGGAGAGAAGAAAAGAGGAAACGACGUGGACCUGGUCCUGAACCUGGACCUGGACCUGGACCUGGACCUGGACCUGGACCUGGACCUGGACCUGAACCUGAACCUGAACCUGAACCUGGACCUGGACCUGAACCUGAACCUGAACCUGGACCUGGACCUGGACCUGGUCCCAGCUGUGUGUCCUUGAAGAGUGACAAAUCAUUGGAUUUCUAUUGGCAUUUUAAAGAUACCCAAUGUUCUCCCUCAUUGAGGAGACGACCUGGACCUGGACCUGGACCUGGACCUGGACCUGAACCUGGUCCUGGACCUGGACCUGGACCUGGACCUGGUCCCAGCUGUGUGUCCUUGAAGAGUGAUGCAUCAAAGGAAUUUUUUAUCACUUUUAAAGAUGAUCCUGGUUUUUCUUCAGAGAGAGUGGACCAGCAGAUCUCAGAGUCCCCCAGUGGUCCGUCUGUCCAGCAGCACCAGACCCAGCUGGACUCCAUCUUUCAGCUGCUGGAGGACGACAUUGUCAUGUUUGUAAAGGACGAGCUGAAGAAGAUCCAGAAGGUUCUGAGUCCAGAUUACCCAGAAUCCCCAGAGAGUCUGGAGGAGGAUGAAGAUGAAGAGCAGAAGAGCAUCAGAGAGACAUUCAUGAAGAUCACAGUGAAGUUCUUGAGGAGGAGGAAGCAGGAGAAGCUGGCUGACCUUCUGCAGAGCAAUACCGUCGAUGCAGUUCGUCAAUCCAAACUCAAAGUUCAGCUGCAGAAGAAGUACCAGCAUGUGUCUGAGGGGAUCACUAAAGCAGGAAAGACAACCCUUCUGCAGCAGAUCUACACGGAGCUCUACAUCACAGAGGGAGGGACCGGAGAGGUCAACGGUGAACAUGAAGUCAGACAGAUUGAAGCAGCUUCCAGGAAACCAGACGGAGCAGAAACAGCCAUCAGACAGGAAGACAUCUUUAAACCCCCACCUGGAAGAGGAGGACCAAUCAGAACGGUGAUGACGAAGGGAGUGGGCGGCAUCGGGAAAACAGUCCUAACACAGAAGUUCAGUCUGGACUGGGCUGACGGCAGGACCAACCAGGACAUCCAGUUCCUGCUUCCAUUCACCUUCAGAGAGCUGAAUAUACUGAGAGAGGAGAAGUUCAGCUUGGUGGAACUAGUUCAUCGCUUCUUCUCUGAAACCAGAGGAAUCUGCAGCUUUGAAGAGUUCCAGGUCGUUUUCAUCUUUGACGGUCUGGAUGAGAGUCGACUUCCUCUGGACUUCCACAACUCUACAAUCGUCAGUGACCCCAGAAGGUCCACCUCAGUGGACGUGCUGCUGACAAACCUCAUCAGGGGGAACCUGCUUCCUUCUGCUCGUCUUUGGAUCACCACACGACCCGCAGCAGCCAAUCAGAUCCCUCCUUACUGUAUUGACAUGGUGACAGAAGUCAGAGGGUUCACUGACCCACAGAAGGAGGAAUACUUCAGGAAGAGGUUCAGAGAAGAGGAGCAGACCAGCAGGAUCAUCUCCCACAUCAAGACAUCACGGAGCCUCCACAUCAUGUGCCACAUCCCAGUCUUCUGCUGGAUCACUGCUACGGUCCUGGAGAACGUCCUGGAGACCAGAGAGGGAGGGGGGCUGCCCAAGACCCUGACUGAGAUGUACAUCCACUUCCUGGUGGUCCAGGCCAAACUGAAGAAGGUCAAGUAUGACGGAGGAGUUGAGACGGAUCCACACUGGAGUCCAGAGAGCAGGAAGAUGGUGGAGUCUCUGGGAAAACUGGCUUUUGAGCAGCUGCAGAAAGGAAACCUGAUCUUCUAUGAACCAGACCUGAGAGAGUGUGGCAUCGAUGUCAGAGAGGCUUCAGUGUACUCAGGAGUGUUCACCCAGAUCUUUAGAGAGGAGAGCAGGCUGUACCAGGACCAGUUCUUCUGCUUCAUCCAUCUGAGUGUUCAGGAGUUUCUGGCUGCUCUUCAUGUCCAUCAGACCUUCAUCAGCUCUGGAGUCAACCUGCUGGGAGAUCAACUAACAACUCACCCUUCUCCAAUCAGUUUCUAUCCGACACAUGUGGACUGGACCUUAAAGAGUCCAAACGGACAUCAGACCUUCAUCAACUCUGGAGUCAACCUGCUGGGAGAUCAACGAACAACUCACCCUUCUUCAACAGGUUUCUAUCCGACACAUGUGGACUGGACCUUAAAGAGUCCAAACGGACAUCACACCUUCAUCAACUCUGGAGUCAACCUGCUGGGAGAUCAACAAACAAAUCACCCUUCUUCAACCGGUUUCUAUCAGACACCUGUGGACUGGACCUUACAGAGUCCAAACAGACAUUUGGACUUCAUCAACUCUGGAGUCAACCUGCUGGGAGAUCAACAAACAAAUCACUGUUCUUUAACCGGUUUCUAUCCGACAGCUCUGGACUGGACCUUACAGAGUCCAAACGGGCUUUUGGACUUCAUCAACUCUGGAGUCAACCUGCUGGGAGAUCAACGAACAACUCACCGUUCUUCAACAGGUUUCUAUCAGACAGCUGUGGACUGGACCUUACAGAGUCCAAACGGACACCUGGACUUGUUCCUGCGCUUCCUCCUGGGUCUUUCAGUGGAGACCAAUCAGAACCUCCUAAGAGGUCUGAUGACAUCAAACCAAAGAAGUUCACAGAACAAUCAGGAAACUAUCAAAUUCAUCAAGGAUAAGAUCAGUGGGGAUCUGUCUGCAGAGAGAAGCAUCAACCUGUUCCACUGUCUGAAUGAACUGAACGAUCAGUCUCUGGUGGAGGAGGUCCAACAGUCCCUGAGGUCAGGACGUCUCUCCACAGAUAAACUGUCUCCUGCUCAUUGGUCGGCUCUGGUCUUCAUCUUACUGUCAUCAGAAGAAGAUCUGGAGGUGUUUGACCUGAAGAAGUUCUCAGCUUCAGAGGAGGCUCUAUGGAGGCUGCUGCCGGUGGUCAAAGCCUCCAAGAAAAUUCUACUGAGUGGCUGUCUCCUCUCAGAGGACAUCUGUCCACUUCUGUCCUCAGUUCUCAGCUCUAAGUCCUCCAGUGUGACAGAACUGGACCUGAGCAACAACGACCUGCUGGAUUCAGGACUGGAGCAGCUGUGUCCUGGACUGGAGAGUCCACACUGUCACCUGGAGUCUCUCAGACUGAGUGGCUGUCACCUCUCAGAGAACAUCUGUCCACUUCUGUCCGCAGUUCUCAGCUCUCAGUCCUCCAGUCUGACAGAACUGGACCUGAGCAACAACGACCUGCAGGAUUCUGGACUGAAGCAGCUGUGUCCUGGACUGGAGAGUCCACACUGUCACCUGGAGUCUCUCAGGUCAGGAUUCAUUCAAGUCUUCUCCAGGUCCAGAGAACCUGCUGCUAAACGUGUCUACAGCAGGACACUUGAGCAGAGAACAUGCAGCAGACCUGUGUUGUGUGUCUGCAGCAGGACACUUGAGCAGAGAACAUGCAGCAGACCUGUGUUGUGUGUCUGCAGCAGGACACUUGAGCAGAGAACAUGCAGCAGACCUGUGUUGUGUGUCUGCAGCAGGACACUUGAGCACAGGACAUGCAGCAGACCUGUGUUGUGUGUCUGCAGCAGGACACUUGAGCAGAGAAUAUGCAGCAGACCUGUGUUGUGUGUCUGCAGGCUGUCAGGCUGUCUGAUCUCAGAGGAAGGAAGUUCUUCUCUGGUCUCAGCUCUGACCUCCAACCCCUCCCACCUGAGAGAGCUGGACCUGAGCUACAACCAUCCAGGGGAGUCAGCAGAGAAGCUUCUGUCUAGACUGGAGGAUCCCCGCUGGAGACUGGACACUCUCAGGGUGAAGCCUGCUGGACAACGAUUUCUGACACCAGGUCUGAGGAAGUAUUCCUGUCAACUCACCGUCGACACAAACACAGUCAACAACAAGAUCAGACUGUCUGAUGACAACAGGAAGAUGAUGUUUGUAGAGGAGUAUCAGUCGUAUCCUGAUCAUCCAGACAGGUUUGAUCACUAUCAGCAGCUGCUGUGUAGAGAAGUUCUGACGGGUCGCUGUUACUGGGAGGUCCAGUGGAGCGGACAUGUUUAUGUAUCAGUGAGUUACAGAAGAAUCAGCAGGAAAGAAAACUCUGGUGACUGUUGGUUUGGAGGAAACGAUCAUUCCUGGAGUCUGGACUGUUAUCCAGGUGGUCGGUACCGUGUCUGGCACAAUAACAGAGAAACAUCCGUCUCCUCCUCAUCUCCAUCUCCAGUCUCUAACAGACUAGCAGUUUACGUGGAUGUUCCUGCUGGAACUCUGUCUUUCUAUAAAGUCGUCUCUGACAGACUGAUCCACCUCCACACCUUCAACACCAGCUUCUCUGAACCUCUCUGUGCUGGAUUUGGACUCUACUUGUCUGGUUCCUCAGUGUCUCUGUGUCCAGUUUAGUCUCCAGAGUCUCCUGUCAGAGAACCUGUCUAUGUUGGAUCCUGGACUUGGACUCUGGUUCUGGUUCCUCAGUGUCUCCAUGAUGAAGAUGAUGAUGAUGAUGAUGAUGAUGAUGAUGAUGAUGAUGAUGAUGAUGAUGAUGAUGAUGAAGAUAAUCACCAUUUUUCUUUAACUUUUUGGUUUAUUGUAUUUUUAUUUGAUCUUUUUCAAUUUUAAACACUAAAUAAUUU